UGUGGCUUUCAAAAUGACAUCUUUAUGAAACAAAUUAAUAGUUUACUAACUGCCCCCCCAACAACAUCGAACAGCUGAUUGAGCGCUGCUGUGACAGGCCAGCCGCGUUUUGCGCCGGGGUGGCAACUCUAAUGCAUGUAAUUUCAAGCAAACAACUGAAAGUUACGUAUUCGAACCGGCGGCCACAAGUAGCCAUAAUACAAGUGGCUAGGAAUUAUGUUCAAAGGCUUACGACAUGUCAGAACUGUGCUGCAACGUGGACCCUACAAUGUGGCACGCGGCCAUACCUACGUGACACACAAUGGCCAGCCAAAUGGCGAUGCUAAUGUUGCCGCCGCCGCCGCAGCCGCGGGCACCGACACACGAUUACCCAGCAAUCUUAAGCGACAGCUAAAUUCUCCCGCCCUACACCCAUUGAGCUGGCGACAGAUGCAAAUGCUGCGGGCGGAGUACAAGGCAAUUGUAGGUGUAGUUGCACGCUCGCUUCAAUUGACUCCACGUGAGGUGCAGCAACUGCAUAUGCGAUGCUUUUGCUCACGCAAGGCAGAUACAGAGACAGACAAGCCCCGCUCCGGCAAAGAAAGCAGCAACGUGGCGGGCAAUAAACCUACUUCAAGCCCCAACACAACUGAGUCGGAGAAGAGCGGAAGCAGUGCGGAUGGAAUCAAGGGCAGAGAAGAAGAACCCAGACCGAGCUCCGCGGCUGGGCCCGGCUCUGGCGACGAGGCCUCCAAUCCAAAUAACAACAAAAACAAUGAAAACGAUGAGAAAAUGCGGUCGGUAUUAACAAAGGCGGUACUAUGGCUAUUCACCAUAUAUAUGUUCGUGGCGUUCAUCUCGUUGCUUAUAACGCCGCGCACCGAACGACCAGAGGGCUCCACACGCUACGUCUCCUGGAAUGAGUUUGUUCACCAUAUGCUAGCCGUGGGCGAGGUCAAAGAACUGAUCAUACGCCCGGAUAUGGAAAUGGUUACGAUUAUCCUGCACGAUGGUGCUGUGAUUAAGGGUCGCAAAGUAACCUCUACCAUAUUUCACAUGGCUGUGGCGGAUGCUAACAAAUUCGAGGAGAAGUUGCGUAUGGUGGAGAAGCGCUUGGGGAUCACAGACGGCGUCCCGGUCACCUAUGAUCGACAAACAGAUACCACGGGCCGCAUCCUGAUGCUGUUACUCUUUUGCGCCCUGCUCAUGUCCAUAGCGACGCGUAUGAAGAGCAUGAAGAGCCCGCUCAGUAUGGAUUCAUUCAACCAAAUGGGCAGGGCCAAGUUCACGCUAGUCGAUCCCUUUGAUGGUGGCCGUGGCGUACUGUUUCGCGACGUGGCCGGUCUCAGUGAAGCCAAGCAGGAGGUGAAGGAGUUCGUGGACUAUCUGAAGACACCCGAAAAGUACCAGCGACUGGGCGCCAAGGUGCCACGCGGCGCCCUCUUGCUGGGACCACCGGGCUGCGGCAAGACGCUGUUGGCCAAGGCGGUGGCCACCGAGGCGCAGGUGCCGUUCCUCAGCAUGAAUGGAUCCGAGUUCAUUGAAAUGAUUGGCGGCCUGGGCGCCGCACGUGUCCGUGAUCUGUUCAAGGAAGGCAAGAAGCGGGCACCCUGCAUCAUUUACAUAGACGAAAUCGACGCUAUCGGACGUCAGCGUUCCGGCACCGAAAGCAUGGGCCAGGGCAGCUCCGGCGAGUCCGAGCAGACACUUAACCAACUCCUAGUCGAAAUGGACGGCAUGGCCACCAAAGAGGGUGUACUUAUGCUUGCCAGCACCAACCGAGCAGACAUUCUCGAUAAGGCUUUGCUUCGACCUGGUCGCUUCGAUCGUCACAUACUUAUUGAUCUGCCGACGCUGCAGGAACGCAAAGAGAUAUUUGAGAAGCACUUGUCGGGAAUUAAGCUGGCCGAGCCGCCCAGCACCUAUUCACAACGUUUGGCACGCCUCACGCCCGGCUUCUCGGGCGCCGACAUUGCGAAUGUGUGCAACGAGGCGGCAUUGCAUGCGGCGCGCAGCGUUCAAGCAGAGGUCACUAGCAAAAAUCUUGAAUACGCCGUCGAGCGUUUAGUGGGUGGCACCGAGAAGCGCUCGCAUGCUUUGUCGCUCACCGAACGCAAGGUGAUCGCGUAUCAUGAGAGUGGACACGCUCUGGUUGGCUGGAUGCUGCCCAAUUCGGAUAUCUUGCUGAAGGUGACCAUUGUGCCGCGCACUAGCUUGGCCCUGGGCUUUGCCCAAUACACGCCCAGCGAGCAGCAUUUAUACUCCAAGGAGGAGCUAUUCGAUAAGAUGUGCAUGGCACUGGGUGGACGUGCAGCCGAGAAUUUGGUGUUCAAGCGCAUUACGACUGGUGCCCAAAACGAUUUGGAGAAGGUCACCAAGAUAGCCUAUUCGCAGAUUAAGAAAUUUGGCAUGAACGAAAAGCUGGGCCCGAUCUAUGUGCGCGACGCGAAUGAAUCUGGCGGCGGCGGCGCCAGCGGCAGCGCCAAGCCCUUCUCCCGUGCCAUGGAUAGCAUUAUUGAUCACGAGGCGCGCAGCGUUGUCUCCGAGGCCUAUAGGACAACCGAGGAGCUGCUGAUUAAACAUCGCGACAAACUGGAGAAGCUGGCAGAGGCAUUGUUGGAUAAGGAGACGCUAGAUUAUGAUGAAGUGGUAAAUUUAAUCGGUCCGCCACCAUUUGAUCCAACCAAACGUCAGGUGGACUCGGUAGAGUUUGAGCAAUCGCUAAAGAAUCUUGGCACAGAUCAGUCACAAUCGUAAGGUGCUGCACCAAGGACAAUCAACAAGCCGAAAACGAACGAUGACGCUUUAACAACUGUGUCGCCUACGCCUCCUCCUCCUGCUCCUCCUCCUCCUCCUCCUCUAACUGCUUUAGCAGCUCUUCUUGCUUCACCUCUCUUAUCAAACAUAUUUCAAGAGCCCAGCCUUCUAUUCACUCGUUAGACCGUUGAAGCCGGUACAAGUUCGAUAAAUGUAAAUAAAGCUGUUUAUAUUUUUAA
Molecule: messenger RNA, 2975 nt
Organism: Drosophila mojavensis
Lineage: Eukaryota; Metazoa; Arthropoda; Insecta; Diptera; Drosophilidae
Gene: Spg7
Product: paraplegin
Exons: 6
Coding region: 217-2736 (839 amino acids)
Biological process (GO): protein-containing complex assembly; mitochondrial protein processing
Cellular component (GO): m-AAA complex; membrane
Molecular function (GO): ATP-dependent peptidase activity; ATP binding; ATP hydrolysis activity
Source: RefSeq, a predicted model, not a curated record